AUGUCUGCUCAACUCCAAAAAUUUGGAUAUAAUACAAACGUGAGUAAAUCACUUAGGUACAAGUCUGUAAUUUCUCAGUCUAAGUUAAGGAAUCAGAAACUGUAACGCAAACUAUGGUUUUUCUGCAACUGUUAAGCAAAGGUAUAUGUACCAUUUUAAAUGGAAAGUCCUGUACCACAGCCCAUUUCAAUUUGGUUGCCAGAUUCACAUAGUUUAUCACUUUUUUACAACUUUCGAAUGAAUACAGAACAAAAAAUUAGUUAGAAAAGUGUGAAAAUUAGUUAGAAAUUGCAAAAAUUAUGCAUAAAAUUAAAAUUUGCUUCAUGUGGGCCGUAGAAAUUUCCAUCACGUUCCGGCCCGUGACAACUAUUGGUUUCUUCUUUCAGUGAUCUACAGUACAUAAAGUUUUCAAAAAUUUAGGAGAAUAGACCACAUUGGACAUUUCCGGCUAACGACAAUGCAGAACUUAUGAAAGCUGUGUACACAUCGUAAGAAACUUAUUUAGUCGCCUUUUAAAAAUUAGGCUAAUAUGCUCUGCCGCAAUCUUUGAGAUGUCAUUGUUAAAAUCGCAAAUGACCUAGUCACUGCCGAUUUCAAAAUAAAAGUUUUCAGGAUUGCGAUAGAGUGCCUUGACGGUAUUUUUAGAUUGUAUUCUAAAUUUGAAAAGUAUUAAAAUUUUUUGAAGGUUUUUGUCGCUGAAUGUUGAUUUUAUUACAACAAAUACGUAUCAUUAUGGAAGUACAUUAGAUGAAUCACUGCAAAGCAACAAAGAAAAAAGAGAAGAGUACAUCAAGAUGUUCAAGGUGAAAAAUGACAAUUAAAUAUAGAAUGUAACUUGAUUCAGCAGAAUUAGUGUGAAAAUAAAAAUUUAGGAAAUACAGUAUAAGAUAAAAGUUGUAAUAUUUUGAAGUGUUCAGUUGAAAAUUGUUUAAUCGACAAAAAACCCAUUUAGUAAGAUCUUUAUUCUCGUGUCGUUUCACUUAAAGUUCUCAACAUAGAAAAAUAAGUUUUAACAGUUGAUUCUUGAAAACCAUCAUAUUUACUGAUUUAUUUUUCAAGCGAUUUCAACUUAAAGGAAGCGUCCGGUAAAAACAAUUUUGAUUGAUGACAUUUUUUUAAUGAAAAAUAAAAACGAGAGAACAACUAGAACGCCUGUAAAGUUUGAAAUGUUUCUGUAGCGUGCCAAUUUUUCACGGAAUUAUUUGUUCGACAAAUUCGAGCACUUCAUUCAGAUCCUUGACUCUCUCAUUUCCUGCUACCCACUCUUUCCCCUUCGCCCUCAUUCGCAACCCGCUUGGCACAGCCUUCGUCGUCUAAGAAAGUUCCGACGCACUGCUUCUUUUAUUCUCAAGCGUAUUGUGGUCAUCCCGGAGAAGUUCGAUUCGGCGGAAAUGAUGUACCUCGAUACAAUCAUUCCAAAGAAUGCGGCGGUGGAGUAGCUGAUGGCGGGCCGGACGAUGGAGCCGGUGGCGGAGAGAGAGAGAAACGAUCGACAUGUAAUGUAUUUGGCGUGGCCCGGAAAAAAGAAUCAGUAAAAUAAAAAAAUUUUUACCGGACGCCUUCUUUAAAACAGAAAAAUAUGAUAGUUUUUGCCCGGUAUUAACAGUAGUCAAAUAUUUCAGACAAAGUAGUUUUCAGAACACUUGUGAAAUUCUCUGUCAACUGGUCGUACAAAAUAAAAAGAAAGACACGCAAAUAUUAGGAUCUGUUGGCACUCUUGCCACAAUGUACCAUGACCUCUCAGAGUAUCACGGAAAUUACAUCGAAUUGCCGGGCUCAGAAGUAAAAAUGUUUUUACUCCUAUCCUGAACAACGUUUUCUGUUUUAGGCAACGACAUCAAACUACUACAGCACAAUCUUGCGCAUAUUCGAAAAAGAAACAGCUAUUCGAAAUCUUGUUUUCGAAACCAUUCCUUCCGAAAAAGAAGCAGAGAUUGCUCUGACUGUACUGCAACAAUUCCCUUGUUUCAAAGCAGUUUUUUCUUUUACAUGCAAGGUGAAACAAUUUUCAGUAAACUUUCCUCAUGCUUUUUUUCAGGACAACGCACAAACACGACAUGGAGAAACGAUAAAGGAGAUUGCAAAAAAGCUUUCGAACCAUCCUCAAGUGAUUGCUUCUGAGACGUGUCGAUUGAAUAAUUUUUCAUUGUAGGUUUUUGGUAUAGGAAUCAAUUGCACUGACUCGGAAAAUGUGCUCCCAGUUCUUAUCCAACUUAAUAAUUAUAAAUUUCAACACAUUUUUGUCUACCCUAAUUUUGGCGACACAAAGUUCCUUUCAAAAGAGUGAGUUUGCAACAUAAAAAUUUUUGUAAUAGCUUUUAAGUUGCAGGAGCAAAACGGAUGGUGUGUUCUCUGAAAAACUAAUAAGAUCAUGGGUUGAACAUAACGCAACUGUUAUGGGAGGCUGUUGCGGAAUUGAAGAUAGUGAAAUGAGGCAUCUCAGAAAAAUAGUUGAUGAUUUGAACUUCGAACAACAGGCCAAUGUGCUUUGA
This is a messenger RNA of Caenorhabditis sp. 36 PRJEB53466, 2492 nucleotides long. NCBI's taxonomy places the organism in Eukaryota, Metazoa, Nematoda, Chromadorea, Rhabditida, Rhabditidae. The record is from the annotation of a GenBank genome assembly.